Molecule: messenger RNA, 3934 nt
Organism: Astyanax mexicanus (Mexican tetra)
Lineage: Eukaryota; Metazoa; Chordata; Actinopteri; Characiformes; Acestrorhamphidae
Product: ataxin-2-like protein
Exons: 24
Coding region: 227-3304 (1025 amino acids)
Biological process (GO): cytoplasmic stress granule assembly
Cellular component (GO): cytoplasmic stress granule
Molecular function (GO): RNA binding
Source: RefSeq, a predicted model, not a curated record
AGAACCGAUUCGUUUACAAGUCGGACAUCGCCAGUCUCGAGUCCUACCGGUGUAACAGCGGCGGGCCGGAUUUGGUUUAUUGUGUUUUUUGUCGUUUUCGGUAAAUCUAAAGGCCGAGGACAGCUCGCGCAUACACGGUCUGAGUCCGGCUCUGCACCGCACCGUGCCCGGCCGCUCAGGCUCAUCUCACCGCCCCGCCUGUGUGGAACUCUCCCCCCGCUUGCCCAUGUUAAAGGCGCAGAGCGGCCCCGGUGGCCCUGGCGGCCGAAGACCGGCUAACGGCGCUCCCGGCCCCUCCGUGCCCGGUUCUGCCAACAGGACACCAGCCGGCAGAAAUCGUACUGUGAAGCCUCCUCUCCACACUUCUCAACAGGUGUUUGAAGGGAUCUACAACAAUGCUCGCAUGACCCACUUCCUCACGGCCGUUGUGGGCUCCACGUGUGACGUCCGAGUGAAGAACGGCACUCUGUACGAGGGCAUCUUCAAGACUCUCAGCUCACGGUGUGAACUGGCGGUGGACGCCGUUCAUAAGCGUGGUGAAGAGGAUGGAUCUCCAGCUCUUCCCAGGAGAGAAGAGAUUACAGACAUCAUGAUCUUUAGCCCUGCAGACGUCGUCACCAUGACCUGCCGGGACGUGGACCUCAACUAUGCCACCAAAGACACUUUCACCGAUGUGGCGAUCAGCUCUACCCGGGUGAACGGAGAGCACAAAGAAAAAGUGCUGCAGAGAUGGGAUGCUGGCGAUAGCAACGGAGAAAGCUAUGACCUGGAGACAGAUGCAUCCAAUGGCUGGGAUGCAAACGAGAUGUUCCGCUUUAAUGAAGAAACCUACGGCGUCAAGUCCACCUAUGACUCAAGCCUGUCCAUGUACACGACUCCUCUAGAGCGGAGCGGUUCAGAAGGGUAUAAGCAGCGCGAGGCCCGAGCAGCACGUCUUGCAAAUGAGAUCGAGGCCAGUGUUCAGUAUCGACACCGGGUGGCGCUGGAGAAUGAUGAUGGGAGGAGUGAGGAGGAGAAGUACAGCGCAGUGCUGCGAGAUGGAGGGGAGAGAGAGAGCCCUCGAGAAAGAGAGAGGGGACGGGACAGUCCCAGCAACGUCAACAGGGAAGGGAAGUAUAUCCCUCUUCCGCAGAGAGUGAGGGAUAUGGGUGGUCCAGGUGGUGGUGGGCGCGAUCGCGGAGGGCGUGUCAGUGGAGGUUUUGCUUCCAGUAGACCCACACCUGCCGGGUCCGGCCCCCGGCCCGCAGUACCCUCACCAGGACCGCAGUCCUCUCCCUCAGAGCGCAGCAGCCCCAUGAGCAACAGAACGGGCUUCUCCCCAAACACCCACACCAACGCACCCUCACCACGACCCAGUGACAGCUCCACCUUGGGCUCACCCAGCAGCCCAACAGCACCCGUCACUCACCCACACCCAUCUGUUCCGCACUCGCACUCCCUACCGCACGGCCUCUCUGACGCAGCAGCAAGACCUGUUAAUGGGGUAUCUUCCAGAACGUCUCCCAAGGCUCAGCGCCCCCUACAGACCAACAGAUCAGCUCGGACCUCCACCACCCACCUUCCCACUACAGCCUCUCGCUCUCCUAAAUCAGAUCCUGCAGCUGAUUCCUCCAGUCCUGGGGUUUCUUAUGUCGAUGCUAUGCCCCUUUCCAUGGCCAAGCAGAUGUCUUCAGGCCCAGCCCCUCUGUUCCCAGUCGAUGUGAAUGAGAUCCUGAGUGCAGCAGGAAAGGAUAAACCUCUGGAAAGCCCUUUGUGCAUAGAAGAAGCCAAGACUAAAGCACCUUCAGCACAGCAGCGCUCACAGAUUGAGGAGCUUCGGAAAUUUGGCAAGGAAUUCAGGCUGCAGCCCAGCCACACUUCUUCCAGUUCUACAUCAGCUGGUUUGACCCACCCUGGAUCUGUGAAACCUGCUUCACAGUCACCGAGUCCAGCGGCUGAACCCAAAGCCAGCCUGUCCCCCAACAUCACCCCCAGUCUGUCCCCUAACAUCACUCAAAAUCUGACACCCAGCCCUCAGCCCCAGCCCCCUGCCCUGGUGUCCCCAGCAGAGGACCCUUCUAAAGAGGGCGCUAUCCCACUAGUGCCACCCAUGGGAGGCCUUCCAAUUUCUGAAAGGCAGUCUGCAGGGACGCCCCAGCCAGCCAGGACCCCAGGAGCAGAGGUGGCUAGAACAGAGGCAGCAGUGGAGGGCGUGACUGAUCAAGUAAAGAAGUCCACUUUGAACCCCAAUGCGAAGGAGUUCAACCCUAACAAACCACCACUGGCACUGUCGAAACCCUCCACCGCCCCCACUCCUCCUCGCCCGAAUCCACCGAGCCAGUCUGUGGUCCUGCAACAUCCACCAGGACAAAACACCAUCUAUAACGCUCCGUACCUGAGCUACGUCUCUCAGAUACACUCAGUACAGGCCCCACAGAUGUACCAGUACGCCAUGUCUGCAGUCAACCAGGGCAAAUACCGACCCUCUAAAGGUUCUGUUGUUACCCAUCCUCCCCGGUCGGACCACGGCUCCUCAGCUCCUCCUGUGCUUCACGCGGCUCCAUCUGCAGCUGGAGCUUCACUGGUGCCCUCACCAUAUCCACAGUCCUACCUGCAGUACAACCCUCAGCAGUACAGCCAGCAGCAGGUCAUACAGGCCAUGAGUCCAUACGGACAGCCUAUGUAUUCUGUGCUGCAGAGUGGUGCCCGUAUGUUGGGGCAGAGUGGGGGUCACCCUCAAACUCUUGGACCACCCACAGGUCCGCAGUUUCCUGGGCAGAGUGAAGGCCCUCAAGGACCACAGCAAGGAUUAUAUGCUGCUCAGUCAUUCGCUCAUCAUUCAGGAUCUGUUCAUCCUCAGCCAUCGAGCACACCCACCGGCAACCAACCACCACCUCAGCACACAGCCCCCAGCCCUGGACAGACUCCUCAGUCUGGUCCUCAGUCUUUGUAUCACUCAGCUCCCACCCCGCCGAACCUGCCCCCGGGUCACUCCUCUCCCCAGGCCUCUUACUCUCUGCAGGGUUACGGACUGCAUGGUCACCAGCCCCUCACACACACCUACCCCACACUGGGGCAGCUUGCACAGGCUCAUGUUCCAGGCCCCAUGUCUGCUCCCCAUCACUCAGGCAAUCACGGCCCUCCACAGGUCGUCAUGCUGCAUGCCCCACCUCCUCAGGCCGGCCCUGGCUCCGCCCCACAGCAUCCGCAACACGGCCCCCAGCAGGGACCCGCGCAGCACUUCGCAUAUAUAGGACAUCCUUCAGCUGUACAGGUUCAGCCUCAUCCUUCACAGCAGAUUCCAUUCCACCCUCCAGGAAACUGAUAAUACUUUAAAAACUGAAACUCUGAAUCCCUGCUCCGCCUCCAGACCGUCGAGGAGACACGGACAUCGAGGGAAAGGGAACGGGUAACUGGGGGGGAACAAAGCCAGAACAGAAUUCCCCCUUUUCUCUUUUUUCCUUCUCUUUCACAAAGGACUGCCCUGUACGGCAACAGAGAAAAACAGAAGGACAAGGAAGAAACGCGAGGCUGAAGUCCCUCCUCUACAUCUGCAGAUUUUUGUUUUGUUUUGUUUUUGGAGACCCUCCAGCAUCAUCAGAUUUUAUAAAAGAAUCCACAUUUUAAAUAAGAAGACGCUAAUGCAGCCAGAAUCAGUUUUAGGUGCACAGUACCUUAGAGAUCUUCUGGACUUAGUUUCUGGAGUGACAAAGUGUAUAAAACUAUAAAAUAAAGAGAAUUCAGGACUUGGUGUUGGAAGGGUGGGGCGGAAAAACAGAUGCAUUGAUUGGGGGAUUAAAAACUUUUUACCCCUGCCCUGUAACUACCUGUAUACUCUCCUUUUCCACCUCAUCCCUCCUUACCUAGGGAAAACAAUAAAACAUGGAAAACAGUAAGAACAAAAAAGCAAAAAACCCAACAAUGACCCAAAAAAAAAUAAAAGUUUUAAACUUCA